Messenger RNA from Leguminivora glycinivorella, 1694 nucleotides. RefSeq lists its product as uncharacterized. The record is from RefSeq and is a predicted model, not a curated record. The transcript has 4 exons. The coding region runs from base 883 to 1572 and encodes 229 amino acids. NCBI's taxonomy places the organism in Eukaryota, Metazoa, Arthropoda, Insecta, Lepidoptera, Tortricidae.
GUUUACAACUUAUAUUACAAGCAGAAGAAAUUGAAAACAGAAUACUGAUUUUGACUUUGAGCUAAUAAUACUAUUGUAAUAUUAGCUCAAAGUUGUCAAAGCGGACCCCAGGCGCUUGAGCCGUGGUAACUGACGGGAUAUCGCAAAGAGGAUGAUGAAUUAGCUCAAAAUUGUUGAGCAUUAGACUUUUUGUUCGUCGCGACAUCUAUUGACAAGUAGCAGUGCUGAUAAUUUACGCUAGUGUCGCUAGUUGAGGCGUGAUUGACGCGUGGAUUACGCUAGAUGUCACUUCAAAUAACUUGCGUUUACUGAUGUAUGGAGUUACAACUCUUCCAUCACUAUUCCUCUAUGGUAACUUCGGCUAUUGUUGUAAGUAUAUUAAAACAUUUCAUUAUUUAUUUAUGGUGUGUUAAUUACCUACGGGUCUCCCUGCGUUUAUCCGCUACAAAUUCUAAAAUAAAGCGUAUUCUAAAAAGUAAAAACAAGUACUUUGUCUGAAAAGUACAUUAGUAUAGUCUCACAGAUAGGUACAACGAUAAACUAAUUCAAUUUAUGGAUAAAUCCUUACGGUUACGGUGACCGCUUUCCAUAAGGCGGAGUAUACCUGUUUGCCACCGACGUGGUAUAAAAAAAAUGUCAAUGUCAUCGCGCUGUCCCGGUCACACCGUGUAACACAUUUAUACCAGUCAGUUUGGAAGCACCAGUACUACGUUGCACGCACUAUGCGUAGCCUAUGAGAGAGUGAAUCUCAUGAAAAAAAACUCAAAAACCUCACUGUCUUAAUAUCUAGCCCGCGGCUGUCGGCAGUCACAUUCUUAAAUCCGCGGCAUCCGUACGCGCUUCCAAAUUUGAAAAAAGAACGCUCGAAAAAAUUUGUUUAAAAUGCGCGCCGCGUUUUUCUUUUUAAUACUCGCUUCGGGCGCGAUGGCGAAGGAGACUGGAUUUAUGCCAGUAUUAGAAGAAAAGUUUGCAGAAAUAUUAUCCGAUUAUAUAGGAUAUGUUACAAGUUGGUUCCAAAAUUUUAACGAUGAACAUGUAAGGAAAACGGAAAUGGGAAGAUUUUUAAAUUAUGAUGAAAUGAAAAAGAAAUUGGCAGAUGCUGAAAAUCAUUCAGCCGAAGGCCGAAGUGGCAUGAAGAAGAUCGGCAACACAAUGAUGCCGCUGGUGUUCCACGUCGGCGCCGCAUCCACUUGGAUGUUGCUGACCACUCUGCUGACGGCCAAGACGCUCGCAGUUGGACUGGCGUUACUGGUGUUUAAAAUUGCUGCUGGGUCUGCUAAGCUGGCGUCCUUCUUUACGCAACUAAAGCACAGCAAAGAGGAUCAUCACGGAUAUUCUUCAGCGUGGACCCCGCACUACGAACACCAUGAUUACCACAUAGAGCACCACCCCGACCAUCAUGGUACGAUAUCCCACCAAAGCUGGACCCCCAGUUACACACCACACCACUACCAUGAAUACAAAAACGAGUAUCGCGAUUACAAAAACCAGUUUCACGAUUCUAAAAACGAGUUUCACGAUUCGCAAAACGAGUUUCACGAUUCAAAACGAGUUUCACGAAACAAAAAAUGACAAUUAUAACACAUACGAAGUUAAUGAUUAUAAAACUAUUACUACACAUGACAUCCAGGGGUCGAGUGAAGAUUAUAGUUUGGAAGGUGCUAAGAAAAAGGUUGACAUUAAAGUAGGGUAGU